This is a messenger RNA of Oikopleura dioica, 564 nucleotides long. The record is from the annotation of a GenBank genome assembly. Lineage: Eukaryota; Metazoa; Chordata; Appendicularia; Copelata; Oikopleuridae.
AUGGAAGACGCAACUGCCGCUUUUGACGAAGCCUUGGACCUGCUAAAGGGAGCUUGGGACUCCGCAGUCGAAAAUGGAGGGGACAAAGGUGCGUUGGAAGAAGAAAGGGAUGAAUUGGCGACGAAACUUUCUGACAUGACUCGAGCUGAAGAAGUGAUCCGCGAGAAAAUCUCCGAAAAGCAAGCUGAGCAAGAGGCAAAGCAAGCUGAAAUGGAGGAAUUUCAGGAAAUCAAGGGAAAACUAGAAGAAAUUAUCGAGCGACUGGGACUCGAAAAUGAAGAAAUUCAAGCAAUCAAAGAAAAAAUCGAAGAAGAAUGCGAAGCAAUUGGCGCUGAAAACGCAAGCUUAGCGGCAAUCAUCGAAGCCGCAGAAGGCAAAGCCGCCGAACGAGACGCACUCAACGAGCAAAAAGAAGAGCUUGAUAUUCAAAAGACAGAGCUUCAAUCAAAAAUCGAUGCUGCUCAGGCUACAAACGACAAGCUUGGCAAAAAAAUGAAGAAAAUCAUCAAGAAAAAGAAGAAGCUCGAACUUGCUCUCGAAAUUAUAGGCUCUGAUUCUGACUAG